AUGAAUGACACGUACUUGAGGUCUUUGGAAGUGGUUUUGGGGCUUACCAAGCGCUCGCUCUUUCCUUUCACCAUCAUCCACUCCUCUUCAGCUCCCCUUUCCGCAACUAUCAUAAUGACCAGUGACCCUCCAACUUUCGAGCCCACAACCGUGACUCUCAAGUCUCUCGCUGACAGCAGCAUUGUCGGGGUCAACCUAUAUUCGUCCCGGGCGGAAGUCACUCGCUUGUUCAAGCUCAAGCUUGCUGCGGGCCACAACACGGUCAAGGUUGUGGAUUUGCCAAGUUCGCUUGAGUCCGAGACGCUUCGGGUCGAAGGCCGGGGUUCAGCAACGAUCCAUGAUGUGGCGGUAAAGCGGAUUGAGAGGGAACACACUCCGACCUUAAGCCACAAGCUUAACGAGCUCAAUGCGAACCAAGAAGAGAUAUCGGAUGCCCUCGCUCGAACUGAGCGAUCUAUUGCGACGCUUAAACAAUACCUCAACUCGCUCAACGUCCAACACCUCCCUGUUACCGACUUGGACGACGUCCUGUUACGCUGUGAGGCUACUGGGGAACGUCUUGACCGCAAGAAGAAAGAUUUGAAGGCAGACUUGGAUCGUCUCGACGAUGAAAUAGCCUUGGAGACAGACCGCCUCUAUACGCCUCAAGAUGACGAGAAACUGCGUAUGAGUGCUUCUGUUGGUGUGUUCGCAGCGGAGGCCGGCGAUGUUGAGAUUGCCUUGAUUUAUACUAUUCCGGAUGCAACUUGGACGGCAUUCUACAAUAUCAGGGUGGACAUGAACACUGAAGAGAGCUCCGUUAAACUCAUCUACAAGGCGGCCGUCACACAAAACACCGGCGAGCCUUGGGACAAUGUCCCGCUGCAGCUCGAAACAUCCACUCCAACAUUCGGGUUGGGACUGCCGACAUUGAAUCCCUGGAAUCUAUCUGUUGGGGCUCCGCCCUCCUCUUCGUUAAUUCUCCCAGCGGCGGUAAUACCUCCACCUCCCCCUCCUCUAGCUCGAGCAGCACCCGCUCCUAUGGUUCGAACAAGAAGGGCGGCCGCGUCAAGUCCCGUGAUGGCUGUCGCCAGCACCUUCGUUUCUUCGAAGGGAAAUAUAAGCGCAACUUUUCGAGUGCCAGGCCUUGUGUCUAUUCCCUGUGACGGUCAAGCACACAACUUCACCAUCGUCGAGCUUGAUCUCAAAGCAGCGAUGUCAUGGGUUUCGGUCCCCAAAGUUGAUCCCAAGGCGCAUCUGAGCGCGCGUGUGAUGAACGCAUCCGAGUAUACGUUGCUUUCAGGGGAGGCCAGCAUUUACGUCGAUGGAAGCUUCAUUUCACGAUCGCGUAUCCCACCCGUCAGUCCUCAAGAGAGCUUCGACUGUCCCCUUGGCCUUGAUCCGUCUGUUCGCAUAACAUACCAUCCAGUUCUGAAGGGCCGGACGCAAUCAGGCUUCUACACCAAGAUAUCGACGCACACCUUUUCGCAGCGCAUCACCGUUCACAACACCAAGUCGGUCGCGUUGCGUCGAUUGAAGAUCAUUGACCAGAUACCGACUUCGCAAGACUCGCAGAUCGAGGUCAAGCUCGUCAAUCCGCCAUUGAGUCUGCCCGAUAAUUCCAUUCGGAAUAGCGUCAGCAACAGCGACAGCGAGAAACAGGAAACGGUGUCUUUGGGAAACGGCAUCACCGCCCAAUGGGAUGGCGCCGACGACGCAAACUAUGAUCCCAAAACGCUGGGCUUGGAGAGGAAGCUUAACUUUGUGUGCGGGGUGCCCGCGCAGCAGAAGAUCAAUCUUUUACUCGAGUGGGAGGUCGCUUCCCCAGCACGGGCAUUGGUGGUAGGGUUGUAG
Messenger RNA from Mycena indigotica, 1833 nucleotides. RefSeq lists its product as uncharacterized. Bases 1 to 1833 code for a protein of 610 amino acids. The record is from RefSeq and is a predicted model, not a curated record. Lineage: Eukaryota; Fungi; Basidiomycota; Agaricomycetes; Agaricales; Mycenaceae. The transcript is spliced from 7 exons.